AUGCUCUUCAACAAUCCCUCGACUAUCCUUGUGGGUGCAUUGGGUUGCAUAUCGCUUUUGUCUCAGCAGGCAUAUGCUGCGCAUAUUCCUUAUGGUCACCGACAUAGCCAACAUAGCCCUGGAGGCUUCCAUCAACCUGCUCCGCCAGUUAGCGCCUGUGCAGCAGGCGCUCCAUCUGCCACAGUGACAGUGACCACAACGACGGUGGUCACAACGACUUUGGCUGCUGAAGACAUCGAUGCUAGCUCAACGGUGCUGAACAUCAUUACUCCCACGGUUAUCCCGGCUUCCGAUGUCCCUGUAACUACUUCCAGCUCCAGCUCCAGCUCCACCUUUACCUCUGUCGUCACCGUUUCCUCUGCGUCUACCUCUGCGUCUGCAUCCACCUCUGUCUCCACUUCUGCCUCUGCCUCUUCGUCAGGUAGCAGCACAUCAAAGGCAAAGGUUAUCAUCCCGUACUAUCUGUACCCAUCAACCGGCGCAUGGACGCCCCUGGAAGAACUGAUCGUUGCCAAUUCCGAUGUUCAAUUCACCGUCAUCAUCAAUCCCGAUAAUGGCCCUGGCUCAAGCACUGCCUCCGACGAGAACUUCCUUACGGCAGUGCCCAGACUCGCCUCCUACAGCAACGCCCUAGUCCUCGGCUAUGUGAGCACUCAGAAAGGAACUCGAGACAUCUCCGAGGUCGAAAAGGACAUCCAGACCUACGCCGCAUGGCCAUCUACCAGUGGAAAAUCUUCCUUCGCAGUGCAUGGCAUCUUCCUCGACGAAGCUGCCACGGAUUACAACGCUGAUACCGUCACCUACUAUAAGAACCUGGCUUCGACCAUCAAGCAAAGUGACGGACUUGGACCUGACAACUACAUUGUCACAAACCCCGGCGCAGUACCUGACGAAUCCUACCUUGAUAUUCCCGAUUCUACUGUCAUUUUCGAGUCUGCAUACAGUGAGUUCCAGUCCGCAUACUCGGCCAACGAAUUUGAGAAGAUCAAGGGACUGGAUCUGAGUCGCUUCGCUACCAUGGUUUACGGUAUCCCGUCCGAUACCGACCUUUCGACGUUGAUCACGCAGCUGCGCAGUAUCUCCAGCCAUACAUAUAUGAGCAACCUCGACACGUAUCAAGCCUAUGAUUCUUUGUGGAGUACGGUAGUGUCUUUACUGGCUGCUUAA
Molecule: messenger RNA, 1167 nt
Organism: Aspergillus caelatus
Lineage: Eukaryota; Fungi; Ascomycota; Eurotiomycetes; Eurotiales; Aspergillaceae
Product: spherulation-specific family 4 protein
Exons: 3
Coding region: 1-1167 (388 amino acids)
Source: RefSeq, a predicted model, not a curated record